Molecule: messenger RNA, 2162 nt
Organism: Impatiens glandulifera
Lineage: Eukaryota; Viridiplantae; Streptophyta; Magnoliopsida; Ericales; Balsaminaceae
Product: sodium/hydrogen exchanger 2-like
Exons: 14
Coding region: 299-1945 (548 amino acids)
Biological process (GO): sodium ion transport; proton transmembrane transport; regulation of pH
Cellular component (GO): membrane
Molecular function (GO): sodium:proton antiporter activity
Source: RefSeq, a predicted model, not a curated record
CUUCACCUGAAGAACUCGCGUUCACGUAUUUCAUCACACUUCUUACUUCCUUUCUACCAUCUUUAUUCAAUUCAUUAGGUCAACUUGAUUCAAUCAUUCAUCUGUUCAAGUACAAAUUUCUGAAUUGGAUUUAGCUAUAGUCCAGAUCCGUCUGGAUAUUUCUAGUUCAAUAAGCUAUCAUACUCUCAUUUCCGCUUCUAAAUCUUCAGAUUUCACUGAAAACGGACUUCGGAAGCUAGUUGAGGCGGUUCUGACGGUUCUGACGGUUAUUUUUCGAUUACGAAGAGCAGUUUUAUCGAUGGGAUUGACAAUAGGUCCAUUGUUGGGUGGAUUAACUUCAUCUGAUUACACUUCGGUGGUAUCGAUGAACAUAUUCGUGGCACUUCUUUGUGCAUGUAUUGUGAUUGGACACUUAUUGGAGGAGAGUUGGAUGAAUGAAUCAACUACAGCUCUAUUUAUUGGACUUUGUACAGGGACUGUCAUUUUGUUGACAAGUGGAGGAACGAAUUCACAUAUUUUGGUUUUCAGUGAAGAUUUGUUCUUCAUUUAUCUACUUCCACCUAUUAUUUUCAAUGCAGGGUUCCAGGUGAAGAAGAAGCAAUUUUUUCGCAACUUCGUGACUAUUUUACUGUUUGGCGCUAUUGGAACUUUGAUCUCCCUGGCCAUUGUCUCCUUUGGUGCUAUGAGUUUCUUCGAGAAAAUGAACAUUGGUACUUUAAACCUGGGAGAUUACUUAGCUAUUGGUGCUAUCUUUUCAGCCACAGAUUCAGUUUGCACCUUGCAGGUUCUUAACCAGGAUGAUACACCAUUUUUAUACAGUGUGGUGUUUGGAGAAGGGGUGGUAAAUGAUGCCACAUCCGUUGUACUGUUCAAUGCUAUUCAGAACUUUGACCUUUCACAUAUAGAUUCAAACACCUUCUUUCAAUUUGCUGGCAGCUUCUUUUAUUUGUUCCUUACGAGCACUUUGCUGGGAGUUGCUUCUGGAUUGCUUAGUGCAUAUAUCAUCAAAAAGCUAUAUUUUGGAAGGCAUUCUACUGAUCGUGAAGUUGCUCUUAUGAUGCUCAUGGCUUACUUUUCUUAUAUGCUAGCUGAAUUAUUUUAUUUAAGUGCCAUUCUCACUGUCUUCUUUUGCGGGAUUGUGAUGUCUCAUUAUACUUGGCACAAUGUCACUGAGAGUUCAAGAGUGACUACCAAGCAUGCUUUUGCGACACUCUCAUUUGUUUGCGAGACGUUCAUUUUCCUCUAUGUUGGGAUGGAUGCCCUUGACAUUGAGAAGUGGAGAUUAGUAUCUGACAGCCCUGGAACCUGGCUAAAAGUGAGCUCAAUUCUACUGGGACUGGUUUUACUUGGAAGAGCAGCUUUUGUUUUCCCAUUAUCGUUUUUAUCCAAUUUGACUAAGAAGUCUCCUCAUGAGAAGAUAAGUUUAAAACAGCAGGUUACUAUUUGGUGGGCCGGUCUGAUGAGAGGAGCUGUUUCUAUGGCUCUUGCUUAUAACCAGUUUACUCGAGCUGGUCAUACCGAAUUACGAGUGAAUGCAAUCAUGAUCACUUGUACCAUCACGGUUGUUCUUUUUAGCACAAUGGUAUUUGGCUUAUUAACAAAACCAUUAGUGAGAAUCUUACUGCCUUCACCAAAGCAUUUACUGAGAAUGAUCUCAUCUGAACCAACAACUCCAAAAUUCUUGUCAGAAUCCCUGCUUUUAGGGGUACAGGAUUCGGAACUUGAUUUGGGUAGUCAAAUUGCGAAUGAACGUGAUAUCGGGCGAAAUGUAUUUCGCCCGAACAGUUUAAGGAUGAUCUUAUCCACUCCACAUCGUAGUGUUCAUUACUAUUGGAGGAAAUUCGAUAACGGUUUCAUGCGACCUGUUUUUGGUGGUCGCGGUUUUGUUCCUUAUGUUCCUGGAUCACCCACUGAACGAAGCCUACAUCCUGAACCGGAACAAUAAGAUGGAAAAAGAUGUUGGUUGAUUGGUUUUAUCGUUAUAGUUGUUUGAUCUAUUGGUUUUAACAUUUGAGAAGUUUAUUUUUUUGUAAUCAUAUAUAGUAAUCAAUUGGUUUUGCUUAAAACAAACAAAUUUUCAUUUAUUUAUUAUAUUGUUUGUAUAACAAGUUUGUGUAUGGUUUCUUUUAUAAUAGAAGAUUGGUAAAAAAGAAAAUGUAUUU